Molecule: messenger RNA, 3259 nt
Organism: Xenopus laevis (African clawed frog)
Lineage: Eukaryota; Metazoa; Chordata; Amphibia; Anura; Pipidae
Gene: sugct.L
Product: succinyl-CoA:glutarate-CoA transferase L homeolog
Exons: 14
Coding region: 157-1521 (454 amino acids)
Cellular component (GO): mitochondrion
Molecular function (GO): catalytic activity; succinate-hydroxymethylglutarate CoA-transferase activity; CoA-transferase activity
Source: RefSeq, a predicted model, not a curated record
ACCCCUUGUGACGACAGCUUCACCCUCUGCUUGCCCCUCCUUCCCAGUGCUUUAGUUUAUGAGACUAGGCUGCAAGGGUUCUUAGUGCUGUCCGAGCAGAGCUAGAGUUUAAUUCCUAAUUUGUGUGUGUUUUGAUCUUACUGCGUCUCUGGGAGCAUGCGGCCCGCCAGCAGAUUAUUACAUGCACUGAGGAGGAGAAUCAGGGGGGUGAGGGGACAUUGCGGAGCCUUCACUUGCACAUCUUUUCAGCAUACCCAGAGCCCAGCAUGUUCACUGUUGAGGGAAUACAGCCAGAGAGUGUCAGAUGUUGCCAAUGCCAAGCCUCUGGAUGGAGUAAAAGUCUUGGACUUAACAAGGGUGCUUGCUGGACCAUUCGCUACAAUGAUUCUUGCAGAUCUUGGAGCCGAGAUUAUUAAAGUAGAAAGACCAGGACCAGGAGAUGAUACAAGAUCGUGGGGACCUCCUUUUGUUGGAAGUGAGAGUGCUUAUUUUCUGAGCGUAAACAGAAAUAAGAAGAGUAUAGCUGUAAAUAUGAAAAAUCCGAAUGGCAGCAAGAUUAUUCAAGAGCUUGCAAAAGCCUGUGAUGUUUUUAUUGAAAAUUACAUUCCAGGCAAGCUAUCUAAGAUGGGACUUGGAUUUGAGGAGAUAAAGGAAAUUGCUCCUCAUAUAAUUUACUGCUCAAUAACUGGCUACGGCCAGACAGGCCCUUUGUUUCAAAGAGCUGGAUAUGAUGCAGUUGCCUGUGCAAUGUCUGGACUUAUGUACAUCACAGGACCCGAGGAUGGGGAUCCAGUGCGCCCAGGAGUAGCUAUGACAGACCUUGCUACUGGAUUGUUUGCUCAUGGAGCGAUUAUGGCUGGUUUGCUUCAGAGGUCUAAAACAGGGAAGGGGAUGCACAUUGACUGCAAUCUGCUGUCAUCACAGGUGGCUUGUCUUAGUCAUGUUGCAGCAAACUUUCUUAAUGGCGGCGCUGAAGCAAAACGCUGGGGAACUGCGCAUGGAAGCAUUGUUCCAUAUCAGUCAUUUAAAUCCAAGGACGGUUACCUAGUAAUUGGGGCAGGCAACGAUCAACAGUUCUCUACUGUUUGCAAGAUCAUGGAAUUAACUGAACUCAUCGGGGAUCCUAGAUUUAAGACCAACAAACUUAGAGUCCAGAACAGAAAUGAUCUCCUAACUAUAUUAUCAGCACGGUUCUCAGAAAAAACAACCAGUGAAUGGCUAAAUCUCUUGGAAGGUAGUGGCAUUCCAUAUGGUCCAAUUAACAGUAUUAAACAAGUCUUCUCUGAACCCCAGGUUAUACACAAUGGCCUUGUUUUAGACAUGGAUCAUCCUACAGCAGGGAAAAUAUCUGUUCCAGGCCCUGCUGUAAGAUUCAGUGGAUUCAAUAUUUCCAAGCCAAACCCACCUCCUCUCAUUGGACAGCACACCACUGAGGUUCUGAAAAAUAUUUUGGGAUAUGAAGAUUCCCAUAUCAAUGAACUGAUUAAAGCUGAAAUAGUGGCUCAAAAUGUGGUCAACUGAACCUAAAAGGACCUUAAUUUAAUGUACUUUACAAUUAUCUAUUAUUAAUUAAUGCGAAAUUAUUUUAGUACCAUAUACAGUAAUCCAGGGCAGCCACAUUUAUUUACUUAAUUUUGUAAGACACGUUCUAAUAUGUGUCUUAAUAAUUUUUCAGUUUCACUGGAAGGCUUCUAAUCUGAUCAGAAACAGCAACCCUAUACUGAAUUAUAUUUUCCUUGAGGUGAGGUUUCCAUACAAAGAACAAUAUUAUAGUUGGCAACUUAUUGGUAGUGAAAAGGUAAAAAAACUUCGUGAAAUGCUUUUCUGUCAUGCAACAUUUAUGACACAGCAACUGUUUGUGGCCAAAUUUAUUGGAGUCUAUGGGCAUUUUUUUGACGUGCAAAACUAAACGCAUGGUGAAUUGUCACUGUUAGCAAGACAAUUAGGUAAUAUUAAUUGGUUGUAGAUCGCAUAACUAAUACCAGGGCUGGAACUAAGGGUAGACAGAAGAGGCACCUGCCUAGGGCCCAAUGAUAGUGGAUAUGUAUCUGUUAAAAGAUGUUCUGCCUACCCCUAGUCCAAGUACGCCCCCCUCUACAGCUCCUCCCUCCCCUUGCCACUGUCCCCUCCCCCACGCGGCACACGUGCGCACCCAGGGGAGGGACGGUGGCUGGGGAACAAGUUGGCUGGCAGAGUUGCCUAGUUAGCCAUAACUAAUAGAAUCCGCUUCCAACUUAUUUGCAUCAGCCCCAGUUAUGAUCCUAAUGUUGGGCUCCUAGGCAAAGGUUUGGUGACCUCUUUAAAUAAGCAAAUCUAUGUGUGUAUGGUCAUAUUAAGAGUUACUAGUUAUUUUUUCAGAUUUUUCAAUUACAUAUAUGGUAUCUAUAUGAUCUAACUAGAACUUUUUUUUAAUAAAAAUUCAUAUGUAAAAUAAAUAAAUGAAUGUGCAAGGCAAUAGUCUCUCUCUCUGUCAAAAAAUUAAGUAUUGCUACUCUAAAUAUAUGGAAACUCCAGGUAUGGCUGUGUCUUACAAGAAAUAACAAUGAGUUGGAAAAUACAAAAAAGUUAGAUUUUCUAGUUUCUCUGUUGAUCAAACAACCCAUUAACAGUUUAGUUACGCAAGGGAAGUGAUAAAUGAUUUCUUCCAAACAACAUAGUACAUUUUGAUCCUACAAACCCUCUUUAAUCUGAGAAAAUGCAUUUGGCCUUACCAGUGCAAUGGGCAUUGUAACACCAAGAUCCAUUAUUCAGUUUUGUUGCGUAAAUAUUUGCUUUGCAUCGUGUUGCUAUAGUGAUUUUGGAUUGUGCCGUGGAAAUAAAGCUUUAUUUUAACAUUUUAUUGACUUUUAAAGCUAAACACUAGUCGAAAGUUAAUGACUUCAGCCCUGAAUGAGCCUUUCUGCACCGGCAGCUAGCAGUAUAGUCUGAAUGGCACCAACUACAGUCCAGCUUAUAAAUAAAUUAGAAACCAAGUACAGAGAAGCAUUUUGCCCUUCAUAUUUUACACACACAGUCUGGCAUUUUCUUUAUACUAAAGGUUUGGUGUUUAAGUACUCUCCAGUGUAUAAUUAUGGCAAUGUAAUGAUUUUUAUUUUGUGCACUAAACAAAAAAAAAAUAAGGAAGGUAUCUCCUGAAUGGUUGAAAUAAAUUUCUAUCCAAUAGUUUUAUUAUUAACAGUUUUGUAAAAAAACAGUCAGCCACCUAGAUGCACAUUCUGUUUCUUAUCCAAGAUAAAAUAAAAUAGCAUGCUAUAACUGA